Messenger RNA from Neltuma alba, 2423 nucleotides. RefSeq names its product putative glycerol-3-phosphate transporter 5. The coding region runs from base 744 to 2225 and encodes 493 amino acids. The transcript is spliced from 3 exons. Gene Ontology annotation, biological process: transmembrane transport. The record is from RefSeq and is a predicted model, not a curated record. Gene Ontology annotation, cellular component: endoplasmic reticulum membrane. Gene Ontology annotation, molecular function: transmembrane transporter activity. Lineage: Eukaryota; Viridiplantae; Streptophyta; Magnoliopsida; Fabales; Fabaceae.
UUCACUCUCGACUUAUCUCCCUCUUCCUUUCUUAUGGUGGCAGCGAGGUAAACGAUGACAAAGACAAUGGUGAUGAGUGAAUGAAGGAAGGUGACGAUGAGCGAAUGAGAUACUGCGCGGAUGGCAACGAAAAUUGUUCUGGGAAUCGGAGGUUUGGAAAUGGAAAUGGAAUUAAAUUCCAUGUUAAACUUAAAUGGCUGUUUGGUAUGUCAUAUUUGGAUCCACAUAAAUUUAAUUCAAUAAAAAUGGUGAAUAAUUCCAUGGAAUUCAAGAUUUGGCCUUCUCAAUUUUCAUUUCUAUCCUCAAAUGCUAACCCUAUCAGCACUGCCCACCGCCGGUGACCACAACACACUGCCGGCGAGCACAACCUAGAAGACUCUUCAUCAUUCGCACUAUUCUUCGGUGGGCACAACCCAAAACAAUGUGGAUCUGAGUUCAUUAUAGUUUAUUUCGAAGAAGAAUGCAAACGUGUAGGUCAUCAUCGGGAGUAACAGGGGCCCGUUUGGUACGCUCAUUUUCUCUUUAUGUGUAGCGCUUGUAGUAAAAUAGGAAAAGAAAGCUGCAGGUGAUUUCAUACUAAAUGUUCUGUUACAAUUGACUGGUAUAAUAUUCCUCUCCGAAGCUUGGAACUAUCCACAGCAUCUAGGAGAUCUUGGGUGGUCUGGUUGGGAUGAUUGUGUAAAAUGACAAAAAUAUUUUGUCUUUAUGCUAUAUUUUGCAUGGUGGAUCCCCAAUGAAUAGCGAUGCCAUCCCAGCUUUCGAGUCUCGCUCCGGCUUUGACUCUCUUCCCAAGCCUGAAACCCCCUCACAAAACCCUACUUUUUCACCAAAUCUUAGUUCUUGUUAUCACAUUCCUUGCAUAUGCUUCCUUCCAUGCCUCCCGAAAGCCUCCCAGUAUUGUGAAGAGUGUUCUGGGACCGACGAUUAAUUCCAAUUCGACUCAAGGUUCUAUUAUCGGACCCGGCGAAACAGGUUGGCCUCCGUUCAAUGGAGAUAGGGGAACUCACCGGCUUGGCGAGCUGGAUCUCGCUUUUCUUUCUUCCUACGCUGUGGGCAUGUACGUGGCAGGUCAUAUUGGUGAUCGAAUUGAUUUGAGGUUGUUCCUUGUAUUUGGGAUGAUGGGUAGUGGCAUUUUUACCAUACUUUUUGGCUUAGGCUAUUGGUUUGAUAUUCAUGUGUUGGGGUUUUUUAUUGGAGUUCAAAUUAUUUGUGGGUUGUUUCAGUCAAUAGGGUGGCCUUGUGUGGUUGCAGUCGUGGGUAAUUGGUUUGGAAAAUCAAAGCGGGGCUUGAUAAUGGGGAUAUGGAGUUCUCAUACCUCAGUUGGGAACAUCAUUGGUUCGAUUGUUGCCUCUGCAGUGUUAGAAUUCGGAUGGGGUUGGUCCUUUGUGGUGCCUGGACUUCUUAUCAUUUGUAUGGGGAUUCUGGUGUAUGUGUUUCUUGUUGUGAGUCCAGAGGACAUGGGAUUUGUGCAAUCUGCAAGUGAGAUUGAAAUGAAUGUAGAAACAGAUGGAGUAGAGAAUGUGCAAAAAUCGGAAACAGAGGAAGCAAAACUCCUUGAUUCUGAUGAUUCGGAUUCUUCAUCUGCACUUGGGUUUUUUGAGGCGUGGAAGUUACCUGGGGUGGCUGCAUUUGCCUUUUGUCUCUUUUUCUCUAAGCUGGUUGCUUACACUUUUCUCUAUUGGUUGCCCUUCUACAUUACGCACACAGCUGUUGCGGGUGUGCAUUUGUCUAAAAAAUCUGCUGGAAUACUUUCAACAAUAUUUGACAUUGGAGGAGUUCUUGGUGGAGUUAUGGCUGGCUUCAUUUCUGACAUGAUUGAAGCUCGGGCCGUUACUUCUAUCAUAUUCUUGUUCCUAUCAAUUCCAAUGCUGGUUCUCUACCGGCUUUAUGGGAGCCUCUCUAUGUUGAUCAACAUUGCGUUGAUGUUCCUUUCGGGCUUUUUGGUGAAUGGUCCGUAUGCACUAAUCACAACUGCUGUGGCAGCUGAUCUUGGUACACAGACGUUGAAUCAAGGGAAUUCACGAGCACUGGCAACUGUGACUGCAAUCAUUGACGGUACUGGUUCUGUUGGAGCCGCUCUUGGUCCACUCUUGGCAGGGUAUAUUUCUAUUAGGGGAUGGAACAGUGUCUUCUUUAUGCUAAUUCUGUCUAUUUUCCUUGCUGGCUUGUUCCUAGUUCGUGUGGCAAGAAUUGAGAUCAGAGAUAAGAUGAAUGCAAGAAAGUGAUUUUGGAAAUAGAAUGGUAGAAAUACAUUUUUGUUCAUUUAGGCUAGGGAUGCCAUUGGUGUUUUAUAUGUUAGAGAAGUCACAGGAUAUGAAAUACAGAUGAGGUCAUUAUCAUUCAACUUUGUAUUAUUUACUCAUUCUUUGUUCACUGAUACAAAAUAUAUAAUAUUGGUUGAUUUUGUUUUUUAAGAGUGAUAA